This is a messenger RNA of Exophiala xenobiotica, 3471 nucleotides long. RefSeq lists its product as uncharacterized. The coding region runs from base 128 to 2263 and encodes 711 amino acids. Gene Ontology annotation, molecular function: zinc ion binding; DNA-binding transcription factor activity, RNA polymerase II-specific; RNA polymerase II cis-regulatory region sequence-specific DNA binding. Gene Ontology annotation, biological process: DNA-templated transcription; regulation of transcription by RNA polymerase II. The transcript is spliced from 2 exons. Gene Ontology annotation, cellular component: chromatin. NCBI's taxonomy places the organism in Eukaryota, Fungi, Ascomycota, Eurotiomycetes, Chaetothyriales, Herpotrichiellaceae. The record is from RefSeq and is a predicted model, not a curated record.
CUUGACCUUAUUUCUUCUCGUUCCAUGACACAGGACAAUGACUCGGAGUACGCGAAUGCAUCAAUGACUGUAGGACGCAUGAACGCGCCCACAGAGGCUCCAGAAUCUGUUAUCGAUCGAAAGUACAAUGUCUGCCAGACAUGUUUGCUCCAUCCCGGCUUGUGGCAAGACCUUCAAACGUCCAGAGCACUUGAGCCGACAUCGCCUGAAUCAUCGACCCAAGAAGAUCUACACAUGCGAGACAUGCCACAAAGACUUCGUUAGACUCGAUUUGCUGCAAAGGCACCAAAGACGCCAUGAGCGCGGCAUGUCUUAUCGAAACUCUGGCGGUUAUGUGCCUGAUACCCCGACUUCACCUUCGGCAACCCAUGUAUCCGACGCUCCUGCUGCAGAAGUCGAUAUGAAUUUGCCCGCUGAAGAGGUCGCACCGCAACAGCAGCAUGCUGACGCUGUGUCUUCACCGCUUCCUGUCCCAUUGAACACGGCUCUAACAUUCGAGACCAUUGACUACCCAGAUUUUCUGCAGGGGCCGCAAAUGGGCACUGGCCACCAUGUCAUAUUCGAUGCCUCAGAUGGUGCGCAUGGCCUUGCCGAAGACCUGGACUGGCUCUUUGGGAAUGUCGCUCUCCCAGACGAUUUUGCGCUGGAUCCCUCAUUAGACAUCACCAUUCCGAACGAUGUCUCCUUCGCUUCCCCCAACAGUACACUAUCUCAUCAACCCAGCAUAGAUACACCAUCAUUGGCGUCCAGUCCGUGGUUUACCGCACGGACACGACUUCUAGAUGCCCUUCGCACAAUGCCGCAGGAUCUGCUGGGAGACCCGUUCUUUGAACCUAGCAACCUCAAAUCCUUUUUCGACAUUUACUUCGCAAACUACAAUGCUCACUUUCCAAUCCUGCAUCAGGCUUCUUUUAAUUUGGAUGACACCCCACCUCUACUCCUUGCCGCACUUCUCACCCUGGGUGCUACCCUGUCGCCUGAAUCUGCCCACUAUCGGACGGCGGAAAGGAUUCACGAAAGCUUGAGAUGGCUAAUAUUCAGCAGCGGGAGUUUUCAGCCGCCCGCACCUCUGUGGUGUCUGCAAGCAUUGCUCCUUGUCCAGGCAUACGAGAAGAUGUUCUCAACUCGAAGGCAUCAUGAGAUGGCACACAUAUUCCACGGCGCUGUUAUCACCCUCAUGCGAAGAGGAGGUUCAUAUUCGUCCGAUUCCACUGACGAUGCGACGAAAGCGUCCUCGGCAGAGAGAGCGUGGCACUCAUGGGUCGAACAAGAAUCUUUUAAGCGAGUUGCAUAUUUUGCAUUUAUUAUGGACGCCCAACAUUCCUCAAUUUUCGGCCAUACUCCUGCACUCUCUGUCAGCGACGUACGUCUUGCACUACCUUGUGCAGAUGAAGUGUGGGACAGCUCGACUCCUUCGUCAUGGAAAAAGAGGCUGUCUGAGUCUGCACAAGCGGUACAAUUCUUGCCUACGUUGCGGUCUUUACUGUCACGUCGUCCGAUACCCUCAAGCUGCAGCCCAUUCGCACGGUUCGUCUUGUUACAUGGCUUGUUCAAUGUCACGAAACAUAUGCAGGCGCGGGACUUGAUGGCCAUGGAUAUUGAGACCGGAAGAGCCUCGGAUCAUGGCGCUGAGUCGACACCACCCUCGACCAUAGGCGACGACAACUGGAAAGAGAUCCUGGACCGGGCUAUCGAUACUUGGUCAUUCUCUUUGAUGUCUCAAAGACCGUCUUUGUGUCUCGAAGCUGGGAGACCGCUACACCGCAUGGCUCACGUCACCAUCUACGUCAACUUGAUCGACUUUCAUACCUUCGCUGGCGCGCCCUCACUUACUGGCAGCACAACGAGGCAUGAAUAUGCCAAGGCGAAACGGAGAAUCCAAGUCUGGUGUGAAAGACCAUCAGCAAAACGCACACUAUCACAUUGCAUUCUGCUCAUUCAAGAGACCAUGUUCACACGGAAGCGUUAUCGAGCACCCGAAGAUAACAUCGCUUUGCGCCCUUGGUGCUUGUACCAUGCUACCCUGAUACUGUGGGCCUUUGGUAUACUCACGGAGGGCAAAUCUGCCGAGAAGAUCAGCGCAGAGGACUAUCUGGUUCAUAUGCUGAGCGGCCUGAUGGAUCAUCACAGCGAAUUGAAAGGGACAAACAGGACACUCGGACUGUUGACCGUGGUCAAGGAGUCGCUUUCGGAUUGUCGGUGGGAGUUGUUACAAGAGGCGUGCACAACUCUUGGAAAGUUGAUCGAGCUAUCAGUUCCAUGAUGGAGAUACGAGACCUUUGACACUGCUUACUUCAAAUAAGGAAGGGCUCGGGUAGUGAUGCUGUCGCAUUUUGAACUACAUCAGACUGGUAUCAUUGCUGGGAUAUUCACAGGAAUCAGUUGCUAUCUACGAUAUAGCCUUGGUCAGGCUGUCACAUAAGAUAGUGAUAGCGGCCCUUCCUGCCUCGAGCACUGCAUCCAUGGCCAAGAAUGGGUGAGGCAUGCCCUCCAUGACAUGUACAGUCGCUUCCACACCAGCUUCUCUCAGCUUUCGGGCAUAAGCUUCGCCUUCGAAUUUCAACACAUCGAGUUCUCCAACCACGACUACUGCUGCCGGAAGCUUGGAAAAGUUCUCUGCAGGGUACAAUAUCGGCGAAGCCUCUGGAUUGCUCCAGUCCUUCUCGUUGGGCAGGUAAUGCCUCCUGUACCAGAGCAUCUUCUCCGCUGGAAGGGCCGCGGUGAAUUCGUUGCUCUUGUAUGUCGGAUUGGACUCGACAGUCGCCGUGUUGUCGGUGACGGGAACAAUCAAGAGUUGAAGAGUGAACUUGAUGCUGGGAUAUGAAAGCGCUUUCUGAGUCAUGAUGGCCGCAAGAUUGCCGCCCGCCGAGGAACCUCCAAUGGCGACGUUGGACAGAUCUAGCGAAAGGGUCGAUUUGCCCUCUCCGAAGACCCACAGAACAGUUUCCCAAGAAUCGUGGACAGCCGCCGGCCAUGGGUGUUCGGGAGCGAGUCGAUAAUCAGUGGUGAUGACCACGUAUCUGGAUCGAGCACACAUGUUCGUGCAGACCGUGUUCUCGGUGGAGAUGUUGCCUAACACCCAGCCACCACCAUGGUAGUAUAUCAUGACGGGCCAGCCAUUCGCCGGUGGCUCGCCCUCGGGAGUGAAGCAUCUGAUCUGGACAUCGGGUCCUUCGGUUUGCUGGCGCUUGAGUGCAAUAUCUUGGGUCCUGCCGACGGGGAGGGGAUCUCCGCCACCGGGAAUGAUCUUGCCUCCCACUCGAGAUGCCGAGACUGGCUGGUAGUGCACCUGUUGGGAGUUGAUUAUGUGUUCAUUGUAAAACUUGACAUACUCUGGAUGGAGUUUGUCCUUGACAGAAUCGUGGAGUGGGUACGGUGGUUGAGGGUGUGUUAACGACAUUGUCACCAGUAGACUUGCUUGGGUCACGGGCGAGCUUGAGCUGAGCGUUAUCGAUUCUUUUAUCUGCUGCC